ACGAGUUACACUCUCGAUGAGCCUUUGAGUUUUAAGAGUCCUUCUCUAAAGCUUCUCAAAACUAAAGAAUGUACACCGUCCACACAAACAGGCAAGAAAGUAAUGGUUUUGAUACCAGUGCGUUUAGGUUUCCCCGUAGUGAAGGAGAAAGAGAGUUCUGUCAAAUGCCGCGGUCACAAUUUGAAGCGCAGACAAAAGUGCUAAACAGAACCAUGUCCAAAGACGCAAAACUUGAUCAUUUGAAAGAAAAGGCUAAAGACAGUGACAAGUCCACGAGGAACAGCAUAGAUGAAGAAGAGAAUGAAGAACCAGAGACCAAAGAUUGCCGAAAUCUGACUGAGACGUUUGUGGCCGUCAUAGCUCAAGGAAUCUUAAGUGUGCCUUCCAAGCGUAUGACCCUUAGCUCAAUUUACAGUUUCAUAGCCAAAACCUUUCCACACUUGGACAAAGAGAAGGGACCAGGCUGGAGAAAUAGCGUCAGACAUAAUCUGUCCAGUAACGACUGCUUUGUGAAGGCGAGCAGAGCCGAAAACGGAAAGGGACAUUACUGGAUGAUUCACCCAAAAGAUCUACCAGAGUUUUCCAAAGGGAAUUUUCGACGACCAAGAAAGCCUCGAAGACCAAGGUGUAGUCAUACCCUGGGAUGUGGAACAGAUCGCAGUAUGCUGGGAUUACCUCUUACUGCCAGCUUAUUUCCCUAUCAUCACAAGCCUUCUCCUAGCCUGGAGCUCGCAAAGCCGCACCCUCCUAAUGAGCCGUUCUCGCACCCGUUUGGAGUCACCCCAAACAGAAGCCCAUUACUGCCAACGUCAAGGUAUGACUACUACUCGCGCGAAGCGGCAGACACCGCGCGCUUUCAAAUGAAUCAGUACCAUGGUUUUUCGACACCUCCCCCGCCUUAUGGACUCUUCAGUUGGCAGGAUAACCCCGCAUUCAGGAACUACAGCCCGCAUUUUCAGUCAUCCUCAUUUCAUCCUUACUUGUAUAUGUCUUCUGUUUCGCAGUCAGAGAAUGGAAUGGGCAUUAAUUACACGUAGAAAAUUCUGACUAGAGAACUAAGUUCUUGGAACAUACCAUUUACUAAUUUCCACAAAGUAAGCAAACAUUCAGAAUAAACCUUUGUUACUGUUGGAGUUCAAGUAAUAGACUCUUGAUUAACUUUCCAGUAGAAAAUCAGACUUGCCAUCGCGAUUGUAAAUAUUUCACAGAUUAUGCAUAGACGCUCGAGUGUCGGUACAUUUAUCACAAGAAUGUUAAACUGACAAACGUAAUUCCGCUCACAAUCACAUAUUUUUUUCUUGAUGAAGAGGUUUUUAGGACGUAAUGUUCAAGAGAUUCAUAGUAAUGUGGAGAAAAAAGAAGCCAACUUAGCAUCAAUUCAAGAGUAAAGCGUCACUUCCUAGAACUAGCUUAUUUGUCAGGCUUUUUUCUUGUAUUAAUGGUCCAUUCGAGUAAAGCAAUUUCAUAGGGCUUGAAAAUUUUCUUUGGAAUGAGUACUUGAAGUAACAAUUAAUAAAACGAAGAACAUUUUUGUAUCAGCAUUACGAAAUCGAGUAGAACCUGAACACAAAACUAAGAUCUUUUGCAAUCGCAUAAUGUACGUAGUAUUUUGUGACUCAUUUGUAUAAACAUGUUAUCACCCUCUACUGAUGCCGUUUGCUCUUCAUCACACUCACUCAAUAACCAUAAGGAGUUUAUAUAAUUCACAUUGUCAAUAGCGCGCUUUUUUUCUUCUGUAAAAUGUCGAUAGAGUGAUCAAUGUGUUUAGCUUUAUAACAGUUUAGUUCUCUAGGCGAUGAUUUGUAUAAAAAUAAACACUUUACC
This is a messenger RNA of Stylophora pistillata, 1824 nucleotides long. RefSeq lists its product as uncharacterized. The record is from RefSeq and is a predicted model, not a curated record. Gene Ontology annotation, biological process: anatomical structure morphogenesis; regulation of transcription by RNA polymerase II; cell differentiation. Gene Ontology annotation, molecular function: DNA-binding transcription factor activity, RNA polymerase II-specific; RNA polymerase II cis-regulatory region sequence-specific DNA binding. Lineage: Eukaryota; Metazoa; Cnidaria; Anthozoa; Scleractinia; Pocilloporidae.